Molecule: messenger RNA, 1490 nt
Organism: Trametes versicolor FP-101664 SS1
Lineage: Eukaryota; Fungi; Basidiomycota; Agaricomycetes; Polyporales; Polyporaceae
Product: UDP-galactose transporter
Exons: 9
Coding region: 199-1326 (375 amino acids)
Biological process (GO): transmembrane transport
Cellular component (GO): Golgi apparatus
Molecular function (GO): antiporter activity; GDP-mannose transmembrane transporter activity
Source: RefSeq, a predicted model, not a curated record
CUUUCUGCCGUCUUGUUCUCCGUCCUCCCGCCGCUCUUUAAGCUUUGCUCCCUAUCGACCUUCUCACUCGGGAACUCUUGGUCAUAUAGCCCAUAGACUGUACAUUGACAACACUUGCAACGGACGCUAGCUGCUCUUUGUGCCCUCGAUACAUAUCUUCUGCUUGCUAGACCUUGCUGUGAACCGAAGCUAUUCAAUAUGGCGGACAAGGGAUCUGUACACCAUACUAAGGAUGAAGACGAUGUAGUGGAGAUCAAGAAGGCACUAGCGACUGGGUCUGGGAGCUCUGGGACCGUCGCUGCAUCCUCAGUCGCGCCUAUCAUAUGCUACUGUAUUGCCUCCAUCCUAAUGACCGUGGUGAACAAGUUCGUCGUGUCGGGCACCCACUUCAACAUGAACUUCCUCCUGUUGUGCAUGCAAUCGUCCGUCUGCGUUGCAUGUGUGUUCACCGUGAAGAGGCUUGGAAUAAUCUCGUUCCGCGACUUUGACAUGAAAGACGCGAAGGUGUGGUGGCCAAUUAGUGUCAUGCUGGUCGGCGUCAUCUAUACGGGCUCGAAGAGCUUGCAAUACCUGAGCAUCCCGGUAUACACUAUUUUCAAGAACCUCACGAUCAUCCUCAUUGCCUAUGGUGAGGUUAUCUGGUUCGGCGGCCGCGUUACAGGUCUCACCCUGGUCUCUUUCAUUCUAAUGGUGGCCUCCUCAAUCAUUGCGGCAUGGGCGGAUAUCAGCGACGCGCUGGCCAUCGGAGAUCCCGCUGUCGCGGAAGCAGCGUACGGGCUCGCUUCCGUCACCGGAGUGGUGUCCAAGAUGAACAUCGGAUACUUCUGGAUGUUCCUGAACUGCGCCACCAGUGCUGCAUAUGUGUUGACGAUGCGCAAGAGGAUCAAGCUGACGGGAUUCUCCGACUGGGAUACCAUGUUCUACAACAACUUGUUGUCUAUUCCUGUUCUGGCCGUUGCAUCAAUUGUGGCCGAGAACUGGGGCUACGAGAACCUCGUGCGCAACUUCCCCCCUGAGACGCGGGACUUCCUCCUGUUCGCUAUCGCGUUCUCUGGCGCCGCAGCCGUCGGUAUCUCGUACACGACUGCGUGGUGCAUCCGGGCGACGAGCAGCACGACGUACAGCAUGGUCGGCGCCCUCAACAAACUACCCGUCGCAGCGUCGGGUAUGAUCUUUUUCGGCGACCGUGUCACCUUCGGAUCCGUCACGGCAGUAUCGGUCGGGUUCUUUGCCGGAUUGGUGUACGCAGUUGCGAAGAACAACCAAAAGAAGGCAGAGACGGCGAGUCAACAGGGCGUCAUCCCACUGACGAAUCGGGCGUCGUGAUGCGCUGCAUUCCGUGCAUCGCGAUGGGGCGCGCGCGGCACGCGGCGUGGUGUCGGUUCGGGUUGGAAGCGUCGAAUAGAGACAUUUUCGUUCUUGGGAUGGAUACGCAUCGGUGACCGACGUGCUUGGCCCGAUGCCAAUGACAGGGAAGAGAUAACGACCGG